AUGGCUGACUUGUUGUAUGGUUGUGUUGGUGUUGAUGGGCGAAGAAAAAGGAAGCAAAGAGAGUUUAGGAGCAUCGGUUUCACGAUAGAUGGAUAUACAGACGAAGAAUUAAGAGCAAGGUAUCGCUUUGGAAAGGAGUCUAUAGAGUAUAUUACCGACCUUUUGGCAGAUAAUCUUCGUCGUAAAACCAACCGCAAUCAUCCUCUCUCCGCUCUCCAACAAGUCCUCAUUGCUUUGCGCUUCUACGCAAGUGGCAGCUUCCUUCAAGUGGUGGGAGACACCGUUGGUGUUAACAAGUCGACAGUGUCACGAGUGGUGGCAAAUGUAUCCCUGGCACUUGUCGCUAGACAACAAGAGUAUGUCAAGUGGCCAAGACAACAGCAAGAGCUGGGCAGUUUAAAAACUGCCUUUUACCAGCGAGGACGAUUUCCCUGCGUGAUCGGAUGCGUCGAUGGCACGCAUAUCCGAAUCCAAGCGCCCAACAAGAACGAGAACAGCUACGUGAACCGUAAAGGUUUCCACUCUAUCAAUGUCCAAGGCAUAUGUAACCACGAAGGUUUGUUUACUAACAUUGUAGCUCGAUGGCCAGGAAGUACACAUGACAGCUUCAUGUUCAGGUCCUCAAAUCUAUGUAGCUACAUAGAGGAAAAUCAUCACUCACUGGAUGAUGGAAUUCUCCUCGGGGACAGUGGGUAUGCAUUGCGCCCAUUUAUGAUGACCCCGUAUAUCAACCCAAGCACCCCAGCUCAAGUUGCUUACAAUGAUGCUCAUUGUAAAACAAGGGUAAUCAUUGAACAAACUUUCGGCCGCUGGAAACGUCGCUUUCAUGUUCUCCAUUCUGAAAUUCGUAUGGCUCCAGAAAAAGUGUGCAUCAUCAUUGGUGCAUGUGCUGUUUUGCACAAUAUCGCAAUUUUCCUCAGUGAGCCAAUGGAGGAUGGAGAUGUUGGUGGGGAAGCAAAUGAGGAUUAUGUGUACUGUGGUCCUAAUCAAGGACAAGCUGUCAGAUAUCACAUUACUCAAACCUAUUUCAGCUAG
Messenger RNA from Pocillopora verrucosa, 1035 nucleotides. NCBI's taxonomy places the organism in Eukaryota, Metazoa, Cnidaria, Anthozoa, Scleractinia, Pocilloporidae. The record is from RefSeq and is a predicted model, not a curated record.